ACCCGCUUGCCAUCGCUCGCUAGAGAUCUACAUGUCUUCUCUCUCCCAUAGCGUGCAUUUCAUCUGAAUCUCAUACCACGUUUGAUCUCUUCCAGUUUGCUUUGAAAUGCUUCCAUCCGCAUUCCACCAUUGACAAACUCAAACUUCCCAAGCUUCUCACAUGGCUUUCAUGGCUGUACUCGAAUCUGAUCUUCGCGCGCUGUCCGUUGAAGCUCGCCGCCGUCACCCGGCUGUCAAAGAUGGAGCCGAGCACGCUAUUUUAAAGCUUCGAUCAAUGUCAAGUCCCCGUGACAUAGCAGAAAAUGAAGAUAUAUUACGAAUUUUUUUGUUGGCAUGCGGAGCCAAAACUAUAAAGUUGAGUGUCAUUGGACUUUCGUCUCUACAAAAGCUUAUAUCUCAUGAUGCAGUCAGUCCUUCUGCCUUGACAGAAAUACUCUUUACCCUGAAAGAUCACGCUGAAAUAUCAGAUGAGACUGUGCAGUUAAAAACACUUCAAACUAUACUAAUAAUUUUUCAAUCCCGCUUACAUCCUAAAAGUGAGGAAAAUAUGGCUCAAGCUCUUGGCAUCUGUAUUCGGCUUUUAGAAAAUAACAGAUCUUCUGACAGCGUGCGAAAUACUGCAGCGGCUACCUUUAGGCAAGCAGUAGCUUUGAUUUUUGAUCAUGUAAUUUUUGCUGAAUCGCUUCCAGCGGGAAAGUUUGGUACUGGAAGUCAAACAUCUCGAACCAGUUUGGUUAUUGGCGAUGAUGAUCAAAACAUCACUAACUCAAAGACACGGAAAAAUGAGUCUCUUUCUGGAGGGCCAUUGUUGAAGCGAGAGAACUUGACUAAAGCUGGGAGGCUUGGGCUUCAAUUGCUUGAAGAUCUGACAGCUCUUGCCGCAGGUGGAUCUGCAACUUGGUUACGCCCUAUUUCUUUCCAGCGCACCUUUGCUCUUGAUAUACUAGAGUUCAUAUUGUCAAAUUAUGUUGCGGUUUUCAGGAUAUUAGUUCCAUAUGAGCAGGUUCUACGCCAUCAGAUAUGUUCCCUUCUCAUGACAUCACUUCGUACAAAUGCUGAGCUUGAAGGAGAAGCAGGAGAGCCUUAUUUCCGACGCAUAGUCUUGCGGUCAGUUGCUCAUAUUAUCAGACUAUAUAGUACAUCCCUCAUCACUGAAUGUGAGGUUUUCCUCAGUAUGUUAUUGAAGGUUACUUUUCUUGAUCUACCAUUGUGGCAUAGGAUUCUUGUUCUUGAAAAUUUAAGGGGUUUUUGCAUGGAGGCUAGAACAUUGCAGGUUCUUUUCCAGAACUUUGAUAUGCAUCCAAAGAACACAAAUGUUGUUGAAGGCAUCGUUAAAUGCCUUUCUAGAGUUGUCUCCAGCGUACAGGUCAAUGAGGCGAGUGAAGAAAGCCUAGCAGCUGUCGCAGGAAUGUUUAGUAGCAAGGCCAAAGGGAUAGAGUGGAGUCUCGAUGGUGAUGCAUCAAAUGCCACAGUGUUGGUUGCUAGUGAAGCGCAUACAAUAACCUUGGCCGUGGAGGGUCUUUUAGGUGUUGUAUUUACUGUGGCUACUUUAACUGAUGAAGCAGUUGACCUCGGAGAGCUUGAAUCUCCUAGGUCUGAUUAUGAUCCACCAGAAAAGUGUAACGGAAGAACAGCAAGUGUCUGCAUUUCAAUGGUUGAUUCUUUGUGGUUGACAAUACUUGAUGCAUUGUCUCUUAUUCUUACUAGAUCACAGGGAGAGGCUAUAGUCUUGGAAAUCCUGAAAGGAUAUCAAGCUUUCACACAAGCAUGUGGAGUUCUCCAUGCUGUCGAACCAUUAAACUCAUUUCUUGCCUCCCUUUGCAAAUUUACAAUCAAUUUUCCAAGUGAAGCUGAAAAGAAGAGCAUCUUACAUUCUCCCAACUCAAAACGAUUGGAGCCAUUUGCUGAUCAAAGGGAUACCGUUGUCCUUACCCCCAAGAACGUGCAGGCCUUGAGGACUCUCUUCAAUAUUGCCCACCGAUUGCACAAUGUGUUGGGUCCAUCUUGGGUGUUGGUCUUGGAUACUUUUGCCGCUUUAGACCGAGCGAUUCAUUCGCCACAUGCCAUGACACAGGAGGUAUCGACAUCUGUCCCAAAGCUUACAAGGGAAUCGUCUGGGCAAUACAGUGACUUUCACAUUCUUUCUUCUUUAAAUUCUCAGCUAUUUGAGAGCUCAGCAUUGAUGCACAUAUCUGCAGUGAAUUCACUUCUUUCAGCAUUAUGUCAGCUUUCUCAUCAAUAUCUAACCAGUGCUUCAAGUAAUUUUGGCUUAGCUUCUAGUCAGAAAAUUGGUAGCAUCAAUUUUUCUGUGGAAAGGAUUAUAUGCAUCCUUGUCAAUAAUCUUCACAGGGUUGAACCACUAUGGAACCAAGUUGUUGGCCAUUUUGUUGAGCUCGCCAACAACUCCAAUCAGCACGUACGCAAUAUAGCACUUGAUGCAUUGGACCAAUCAAUCUGCUCAGUGUUAGGUUCCGAACCCUUACUAGAUUUCACCUCACCUAAUCAUCAUACCUCUAUGAAGAUUGAAGACAAGCUCGAAAAGCUUAGGUCACUGGAAUGUUCUGUUAUAUCUCCUCUACAGUCUCUAUAUUCUUCUUCCCAAAGCAUUGAUGUUUGCUCUGGUUCUUUGAAGAUUCUUCUACACGUUUUAGAGAGACAUGGAGAAAAAUUACACUACAGCUGGCCAAAUAUUCUAGAGCUGUUAAGGUCUGUUGCAGAUGCUUCCGAGAAAGACCUUGUUGCACUUGGCUUCCAGAGUCUGCGUGUGAUCUUGAACGAUGGACUUUCCACCAUACCACAAGAAUGCCUCCACGUAUGUGUAGAUGUGACUGGAGCAUACAGUGCUCAAAAAACAGAGUUAAAUAUAAGCUUAACAGCAAUAGGGCUUUUGUGGACUAUAACUGAUUUUAUUGCGAAGAGGCUUUCACAUGACCAUGUAGGUGAGAAGGAAGCAGGUAACCUCCCUGCAGAUGUGCCUUCUCUCACAAAACAAGUCAAUGAUGCAAAUACUGAUGAACAAAUUAUUGAAGUUUCCAGUCACACUGAUGCUUCUCCAUUCACAAACAUGGUCGAUAGCAACAAGUUGUUGUUUACGGUUUUGUCAUUGCUUCAUAGGCUUGGGGCUGAUGAUAGGCCAGAGGUCCGGAAUUCAGCUAUCAGGACACUCUUCCAGAGUCUUGGAAGUCAUGGUCAAAAGCUUUCAGAAAGCAUUUGGGAGACUUGUCUUUGGGAUUACGUUUUUCCUAUCUUAGAUCAUGCUUCCCACAUGGCUGCAACUUCAUCUAAAGAUGAACGACAAGGGAAAGAACUUGGAACUCAUGGAGGAAAGGCGGUCCAUAUGCUCAUACAUCACUCUCGUAAUACUGCUCAGAAACAGUGGGAUGAAACUGUAGUUCUUGUUCUUUCUGGAAUAGCGCGUAUAUUACGUUCUUUUUUCCCAUUCCUAAGAAACCUGAGAAAUUUUUGGUCUGGAUGGGAAUCUUUGCUUCUUUUUGUGAAGAAUAGUAUUCUAAAUGGUAGUAAAGAGGUAGCUCUUGCAGCAAUAAAUUGUCUACAGACGACAGUUGUUUCCCACUCUCCCAAGCAGGGCAACUUGCCAAUGACUUACCUUGUUUCGGUACUUAAUGUCUAUGAGCUUGUUCUUCAGAAAUCACCACAUUACAGUGGUAAUGCUGCUAGCAAAGUGAAGCAGGAAAUUUUGCAUGGUCUUGGAGAACUAUACGUGCAAGCACAAAUGAUGUUUGACAGUGACAUGUACACACAAUUGCUAUCGGUUGUUGAUUUGGCUAUUAAGCAAGCAAUAAUAACUAAUGAGAACUUCGAAGCUGAAUUUGGACAUGUGCCCCCUGAGCUACGAACUAUUCUGGAAAUAUUACCACUUUUACGGCCUACUGAUUCCAUCUCUACAAUGUGGCUGAUUCUGCUGCGUGAAUUUUUGCAAUAUCUUCCAAGAUCAGAUUCUCCCUCAAUACAUGAACAUGAUACAGAUCAAACGAGCACUAGUUACCUUAUUCCAGCAAACCAAGUAAGGUUAAAAAAUGAAAGGCAUACUAGAGCUGCUUCUGCAUUCUCAAACAAUGAAGCUUCCCAGUCUGUGACUCCAGGAUCAGCAGUCCUACCCAUUGGCAUUCCGAACGUCCUAUUUGCAGAAAAGCUUGUUCCUGCUUUGGUUGAGCUUUUUCUUCAUGCACCAAUGGUUGAAAAAUGUAUUAUAUGUCCGGAAAUUAUCCAGAGUCUUGGAAGGUGUAUGACAACAAGAAGAGAGAAUCCAGAUGGUACGCUUUGGAGAUUAGCAGUCGAAGGUUUUAACCAGAUACUGCUUGAUGAUGUGCAACACUUGGCUAUGAAUGUUCUAACAGAGCCGUGUACUAGUAAACCAGCAAGAACUCGAAUAUGGAAGGAAGUUGCAGAUGUUUAUGAAAUUUUCCUUGUGGGAUACUGUGGGCGAGCUCUAUCCAGUUCACUCCCAUCUGGGUCACUGAAAGCUAAUGAGAGGCUUGAGAUGACUCUCUUAAACAUUCUGGGUGACGAUAUACUUAAAUCACCACUUGAUGCACCUCAUGAUGUUCUCGAAAGACUAGUUUCCACGUUGGACCGCUGUGCAUCACGAACUUGCUCAGUGCCCGUUGAGACUGUAGAGCUGAUGCCUACCCACUGCAGCAGAUUUUCCUUAACCUGUUUGCAGAAGUUGUUCUCUUUGAGCAGCUAUUACAAUGAAGAUGAUAAAUGGAGCUCGACCAGAUUGGAAGUCAGUAAAAUUUCAAUCUUGUUACUUAUGACGAGAUGCCAAUGCAUCUUGAACAGGUUCCUGAUUGACGAGAAUGGUAUAGGUGAUCGUCCAUUGCCUACAGCAAGGCUUCAUGAAAUUAUUUAUGUUCUUCAAGAACUAGCCCGUCUCAAAAUUCAUUACAAUACUGCCUCAGUUCUUCCUUUGCCUUCACACUUAAAUAUUGACUUUAAAGAGGAGAAUCACGAUAGACGUCCUCACCUACUAAUUUUGUUUCCUUCCUUCUGUGAACUUGUCGUCUCAAGAGAACCUAGGGUCAGAAAAUUAGUCCAAGUACUGCUUAGACUUGUCGCCACAGAAUUGACUCUCGAUAAGGUAAACUUAGGCAAUUGAUGCCAAAAGAUUAGUUUUGUUAAUCGUACUAUUCUUAUAGAGCAGCUUGUUAUGGAGAUGGAGAGUUGUUGUCUAAAAUGUUAUAUAUGAAUCAACAUCUAGCUCAAACUUCCUGCCUUUAUCAAAUGUGUCAUGUUUCUGUUUCUUUCUGAUCAUUUUUUUUACUACUUUGAUUGAUGCUAUUUUUGUAAGAUUAUCUAGAAAAUUCAAUCUAAUAUUUCUCUUUAGGCUA
Momordica charantia (bitter melon) is the source of this 5351-nucleotide messenger RNA. NCBI's taxonomy places the organism in Eukaryota, Viridiplantae, Streptophyta, Magnoliopsida, Cucurbitales, Cucurbitaceae. The record is from RefSeq and is a predicted model, not a curated record.